AUGCUUCUCUUACUUUAUGCUAUUUUGAACUUAUGCAUUUCAGGUAAGUUACGCAGUAUAUUAUUUAUUUUUGUAAUUCAUUCGAUGCCUUCUAGCGAAUAGCCGACUGCCAGAAGUGUAAAACUUGAAGCUUGUAUUUCUUUAUCGAUAAGUAAAACUACCAGACACACACUUCCUAAAAGGAACAAUUCGCUGGGGGCCUUUAUCAUCGCGCCUUUUGCAGGAAAAUGAAAGAGGGAUUGGAUUGUUUACCACUCAUGAGCUGGAAUCAAAGGUGACUGUCUGAAGAAAUAAAAUAAAAAAAAAUUUAAUUGACACGUAAACUGAAUAAUCCGAGAAGACGGAAUUUAUAAAAUAGUGCCUUAAAGAUUUUCCAGGCCUCUGCAAUGACGGGCCAGGGACCCAUUUCUGGAAAGUCCCAGUAACUUUUCGGGCCCGAAAUCAAAUAUUCAAAUCGAAAUAUAAAGAAUAAGAGGGUGGGUCCUGGCAAGCAGACUACUCCAUUUUGUUUCAUUAACUGAUAGUUUUAUCACGUUAGAUGCAAAACUAUUGAAACUUCGAUCUUUAAUGUAAACGGAGACAGCUUACCGGGCCCGUUAAUAAUCGGGACUUUCGAGAAACGGGCCCCAGAACGGAUGACGUGGAGCACGGAAGCCGGGAAAAAGGAGGGUAGCAAAAAGGAGAAUGGCUAAAUCAAUAUAACUUUACUCCGUGCCGUAACAUCGGUCUGCAAUACUCAAUCCGCUUCAUGAAGUGCCCGGAACGGAACAAUAAAACCAUAGAACACGAGGUAGUUCUUUGUUAACAAAGUUUUGUUCUUUCGAUUUUAAUGUUUCUUUAGUAACUGACUGCGACGGUGAUCUAUCAAUAACUAAAAAGCAAAUGAAUAUUCUCGUCAGCCGCAGCAUGUUUCUAAAAAAAAUUCCCUUUUCUUUUCCUGGGGAAGGAGCGAACCCGUCCGUAGUAAUUUUUAACGCUUUCCUUAGGUUUCGUUUUCAAAAUUUUCCGACGACUUCUAUUGGUUCCCUUAAAGCGUGCGUUGAUUGGUUUAUAAUUAAUGUUAGCAUGGCAGGUAUCCUUACUUGUUUUGAACAUGAGGUUUCUCAUAAAUAAACCUUUUCUCGGAAAGUUUGCAGGAAAACGAUGCCAUAAGAGCUUACAAAGUAUUGGUGCAUAUCAGGUGGACUUACCGGUUCAAAAUAUAAUUAUAUUCUCUCCACUGAUGGUUGUCUAUCUUAUCAAAGCUUUAAUAACUCGCGAAUGCAAAAUCAAGUUUCUUAGAAGACAGCUUCCGCUUAAAAAGAAUCUUCAACGAACACAUCCACGAUGUUUUUACUUUAUGUUAUUAUGAACCUUUGCAUAGCAGGUAAGUUAAAUAAAAUUUUGAUAUAAAUCGGUGUUUUUAAUCUCCUGCCUUAUCCUGUGUCGUUUAUUGGGGAGAAGCCCUUACGGCUAAACUUACGUAUUUUUAGAAUCGAGGAUAAUCAAAAGUAGCGCACGAGCGGCAGGAGAAAGUACCAAUCAUUUUAUGCUAGCAUUUCUUAAAAUAUAUAACUACAGAACGCCUACAAGUGUACUUCCUUGAUACCAUAGCUUAAUGGCAUUCUAAGAUUCAGAAUUCUCAGAAAACUCGUUUCAGCCGACUCAUGAAUUCAACGUUAAUUAAUUAUAAAACGAAAAAUGCAUAUGCGAAAACCGAUUUCACCUAAAACUAAUUACAAAACGAUGAGAGCGAGAUUGGUUUGGCGUGCAAGCUAGAGUGGUAUUCACGAGACAUAGUUAACUUUCCUUGAAUCGCGUAAGCCUUUUAUAAGUAACCUUAAAAUCCCAUGCAUUUACAUUGCACGCUUGGGCUGUGAGGUCCUCUGAUAUCGUCUUUGCUUCAAGAACCGACAAAUUGGCAAAAUAGAUUCUACACAAGAGAUUAGAAACUCCCUGAAAGAUGAUUUAUAAUUUAUCUAGCUGAAUCUACGUCCAAGAAUCGCAUAAAGUUGUUCUAGGUUAACAACUUCUAAAAACACUGCAUUUUCAUACUUACAAAAUUCUAGGAAUAAAUUAUGGUAAACAUCGUCAUUUCUCAGAAUUGCACAUUAACGAUUUCAAUACCAAGGGAUUAGGGAUGGACCAUUAGAAAACUUAUGGGGGGGGGGGGGGAGGGCGAAGUCCAAAAAAAAAAAUUCGCGCAAGGCAAAAUAAAAUGAAAAAAAAUUCAUGCACGCCAAUUAACCCUAAGAAAUAUUCAUGCUACGGCCUAAAAAAAAUUCCUACAAGGAAUUUGAUAACGAAAAAUUCCUGCGGCUCAAAAAUUCCCCACCCUCCCCAUAACUUUUCUAAUGGUCCGUCCCUUAUGGAUCUUUCGUUUUCGUAUCUCGGUUAUAAUAAUAACAGCAUUUGUUUACACUCCUCAAGUACUUCCCGUUUUUCCAGGAAAACUAUUAUUAGUGACAUAUUUGACCCGUGCACAGCAAAUUGGCCUCGAGGGAAAAAUAAGGAAUCUUAGAAUGUGGAAAUCUGGAUGAGAGGACAAUGUAAAAAUCAGACCUCGUUGCUGGAUAGCGCUAUAUAUCCAUCGGAUAAAUCACUAUCCAGCAGAUAAACGGUAAAGGAAACCAAUGCAUUAUCCACCAUAUUACCCAGUUGGAGGUGCGUUACCGAGUUUUGAGCAACUGGGGCCUGACAGUUAGCGGCCCAAUAAGCUGCACAGUGCGACAUAUACGUUUCAACAAAAAUAGAAGGGAGGAUGCAGAUCUCUACAGCUGAAUGUAAAACUGCUUUCAUCACCGAAAGCUUUUUAAGCACCGGUGGAGGAGUCCAAGAAUCAAAUUAAAUUUGCUAACAAAUGUAAAGGGAGAAUAACUUGAAGGCGCCGGGAAAGGGGCACCUGAUUAAAAAAGGUCAUUAGAAGUCAUCGCUACUACUUGAUUUUGAUAUGAAGUCUGUAAAUUAACAACUUUCAUUUCAAAUUUCCUAAAUUUCUGGAGGGCUGUGAGAGAGGCAGUGUUAAUUUCAACACUGACGACACUUGUGUGUGUGGCUUAAACAUUUCCUCACGGUAACGGUAUUACCGUAAGAGUGUUACUGACUGGAUUGAAUGUUUUGACGCGGAUUACUUAUCCCGAAUGUAAACUAAUAAUUCAACCGCGUUUGUGAGGUUCGGGUAAUUGGGCGGAUAGGUGUGGGUCGGGUGGGUUGAUCUGCUCAAUUACAUGUAACUUAGACUAACUAAGCUGAUUAUUGAGCUGUCGUUUACUUAUUUUUAACUGGCCAGCGUCACACCAGCAACAGCGUCCGAGGAUUGUUUCAGGACCGAGCCAUCUCGUGAUUGGGAAAAAGCAUGGAAACAUAACAUUUGAGUGGACUUUCAAACUCCUCCCCGGAAGGACUUGGAUCGAGAGUGUAGAAGAUGUGGCUUUCGGGUUGUGGAAAGCACCAGGGUAUCUGCAGACAAAACUCAUGGUUAUCGACAAGCAUGGCAAAAUUAUGACUCGACAAAACUACGAGAACAAAAUAAGCUGCACAUUUAACAUGUCUCGUCUGCAAGUCGCAUUUACGGUUCAUAAUUUAAGCACAGGGGAUGAGAACGAUUAUGGUCUUCACGUUGAGCUUGGCUUGGCACGGAACCCAUUAAAAGAUGUCGUUGCGCUUCGCUUAGAGGGUAAUAACAUAUUUUUAAAUAAUGUUAAUAUAAUAUUAUUAACUAUAAUUUAUCAUCAAUUUAGUCAUGAUAAAUGUUAUAAUAUCAUACUAAAUAUAAAAGAGCAGAAACUCUGUUUUAUCAGAAGCAUAUAAAUUAAAUAUAAAAGAAUAGUUACAGCGUUGUUAGAGAUUUCCUCUUUCAUUUCAAGACUUUUUUGUAGGAAGGCAGGGAGAAAGUUGUUUUAAAGUACGACUUGAACUGCAGGGCCUCUUUUCGUUGUACAAACACUUGUGAGAAGUGUUUUUAUGGAUUAUUUAUUUAUUGUUAUUGACAAUGUUUCAUGUAUGCAUUUACUACUGGUAGAUCCACCAAAAAUUGUCAUUUCCCUGGAAAGAAACACUUCCCUGAGGGCUGGAGAUAAACUGGUGUUGAACUGCAGGGCGACUGGACUUCCUCCUCCUCAGGUCACGUGGGCACGGUCUGGAAGAGUUUUUAGAAAUCAUACCUUAGUUGUAAAUCGAGUGAACAAAAAAGACGGUGGAUUGUACUUAUGCAAAGCUCACAGUACUGCUGGGGAGGAUAGAAUGAAGAUUUUUGUUCAAGUUGAGGAUGGAGAUAAACUAACACAAGCAACAGGUAGGGAGAUCUAGUACUCAUCUAGUGACCAGGGUUCUAGUGGCGGAUCCAGGGGCCGCCCCCUUAUUUUUAGACCAAACGGAAUUUUUUUUUUUUGAGACCGCCCCCUCACCCCCUCCCCCGUUUAUCUGUAGGUCUGGAUCCGCAACUGAAUUGUAUACAGUUAGUGAUCCUGGACAAGACAAGCUGGAACAUUUCAGUUUAUUUUUGUCUAUUCGACCUUCUAGCUGUAUGUUCCAGACGUAAGCACGUACUUGUUUAAGUUAUAAUUAAAAGUUAAUAUCUAGACUCACUGAAUAGUCAGUGAACUGCCAAUAUUCGUUAGGUGGGGUAAGACACACUUUUAGGAUUCUGGUGUUUCUUAUCGUAAGCGAUAAUUAUAUAAAUGACUUGCAUUAGCAAAAACUCUAGUAGAACCCAUCAUAGAAUGGGGAAAAUUAUUCCAGUACAGUUUACUUUAUAUACUUACUUCUUUUUCUGUUUUCAGUUUCAGCUUCUGGUGCAACUCUUUCACAGCCCCGGCAUAACAAUCAUAAGUGGAUAUCAAUUUUGAUAUUGGCGGGCUCAACAUUAAUACUUGCAUCGAUAACAUUGACAGUGAUUUGUUAUUACAAGCUCAGACGAUUGAAAAAAGGCAUUCCCUACUCUUCUCAGAGAGAUUCUGAAACAACUGCUCAAUUGUAG
This is a messenger RNA of Porites evermanni, 4957 nucleotides long. The record is from the annotation of a GenBank genome assembly. Lineage: Eukaryota; Metazoa; Cnidaria; Anthozoa; Scleractinia; Poritidae.